Molecule: messenger RNA, 867 nt
Organism: Poeciliopsis prolifica (blackstripe livebearer)
Lineage: Eukaryota; Metazoa; Chordata; Actinopteri; Cyprinodontiformes; Poeciliidae
Product: snake venom serine protease Dav-PA-like
Biological process (GO): proteolysis
Molecular function (GO): serine-type endopeptidase activity
Source: RefSeq, a predicted model, not a curated record
AUGGCUCUGCUGAAGGUUCUGCUGCUGCUACAGGGUGUUUCAGUGAACUCGGGUGUUUCUCUGCAGAAGAGAAUCAUCAGAGGUCAUGAUUGUGAUAACAAUGAGCAUCUUCAUUAUGUUCGGCUAUCAGGCAGGAAAGGUACUGCCACGACCCAGUGUGGCGGAUCUCUGAUCCAUCCUGAGUGGAUCCUCACUGCAGGUCACUGCUCUGAGAUGGAGUCAGGAUGGACUUUUACAGCAUUUUGAGUUCAUCCACAGACUGCUAAACAGGAGGAUCAGAUAAUCCAACACAAUCCUGUGAUUUAUGUUAAAGAUGGCCAGCUGCAUGACAUCAUGUUGCUGAAGCUUCAGACACCAGUCAGAAAUAUCCCACCUGCUCUGCUACCAAGAUGCAGUAACCGACUUAAAAAUGGUGAUGCAGUUCAGCUGGCAGGAGAGGGAGCAACGAUAAUCGGACCCAAUAAUGAGCGACUACCCUAUGAUGCUGUUUCAUCACAUCUUCAGUGUGUCGACAUGAAUGUUGCUGCUGUUUCCUACUUCGAUUCGACACGUGGGUUUAUAUUCCGUGCUGCAUCACCGAACAAGGAUGCUUGUGCUGGUGACUCUGGUGGAGGAGUGAUCUUCAACAAGCAGCUUUAUGGUGUGAUUUCUGCAGGUGGAAUCAAUGCAUGUCAGGAGCAGCUUUUUAUCAUGGAUGUGUGUGAAUACAUGGAGUGGAUAAGCAAAUCAACUGGGCUUAAACUCAAAACAUGAAGUGUCAUGAAAUCAAAUUUUCAAAUUUAUCAUGAAAUCAAAUUUCCUCUGUCGAUGUUACUCGAGAUCAUCCCUAAAGUUAAAUAUAUGCAUUAAAAGGUGUGUUUUUCCUUU